CACCAGUGACAUAUUCUUUUAGCUUUAGAAAGCCACUUCUUCUUCAAUCUUCAUCUUCUUAGCUGGAAGAUCCCCAUAAAAUCAUCUGUACUGAUCAUAUCAUUUAAUUCCAGCAUCGAUGUGACGCACAAUAAAUUAAUUCAAUACCCCAAAUUCAACUAAAGAAAAAAGAAAAAACAAAAAUGCCAACCUUAUUGAGGUUAGAGCCUUUUUAGACUGUUCAAACUUCAUUGAAAGCAUUACAUCAGAGAGAGUCAACAAAACCUUUCAAUUCACUUCACAAUUUGUCCAACUUUCACACUCAUGCUAAAAAAAGUUAAAUCCACCUCUUCAGAAAGAAGAAGAUACUGGAUAGAUAUUUUUGGCCUUUAUAUAAUCUUCUCUUUGUUUGAUUACUCUCUUCUUUCUUCCUUCAUUCCUUUCUUUCUGUGCUUUGAGAGACAGAAAAAGGAACAGGCUUUCUAAAGCAACCCUUCUUUAUUUGAGGCGGAUAAAACGGGUUACUUCACAGAUCCACAUUCCUUUUGGUAAGCUCAACCCUGUUUUCUUUCUUUUCUAUUUUUAACCAAUGUAUAGAGAUUUUCUGGAUAAACGUGAAAAGAAGAUCAAUUGAAAAAAACUGAACCCAGUUUCUGAAAAUGGUUAAAGAUUGCAACUUGAUAUCAGUUUUGAUGAAUGAUGAUGAGGUAAACAUUUGCUUCACCAGCCACCUGCUGCAUGUAAUAAUGUGAAUAUAUUGGGUAAUUGGUUGUUGUUUGAUUCUGGCCCCUUUUUUGUGUUUUGGGUUUCUUUUUCCUUCUUUACUCUGUCUUCAUUGAUCAAAUUAGCCAUCUGUUAUAAUUGAGCUUUUUUACUGAUGGGGAAUAGGAAUAAAGGGUCUUGCUAGUUCUUCUCUCUGUCAUAAUUAUCUAAUUUGGCUUUAUAGUGUUAUGUUUCUUGUACUACUUUCAAUCUGCUUCAUCCAUUACCCGUUUAUCUUAUGUGUUUUAACCGAUUUGAUUGUGUGAUAAGUUAUGAGUUUGUACUUGUCUUUGAUUUUGCUGUCCUCUGUGUUCAGUUUUCUGUUCAUGACUUAUAAUUAGUUCUGUCCUGCAGAUCUUCAGUGAAAUGCAUUUCGAUUCUGUACUUGGUUUUUAUCGUUUAUACUAUCAUCUACUCUUUAGAGAUUAAUUCCUAGUAAUCAAAUUAGCCUAUUUCGUGGACGUUAAAUUCUGAAACAGAGAAAGUGAACAAGCUUUAGGUUGUUAGAUUAUGUUAGAGCUAAAGAAAUAUACUAUAUAUAAUCCAUCUUGCGUUUAGAGUGCAUCAGGUGUUCUUUCUGCUGAUUCUUACGCACCCUUCUGAUUUCCAGGAUGGACUGACACAUUGGAAUCCCUUGGCAGUGUCGCCUUCUUGUUUGAAGUAGGAUUGAUUAUGGAGGACGGAUGUGACCUCCGGCAAUGGGAUGAUUUAAUACCGGAUGCACUUGGUUUAAUUUUCAGAAAUCUCUCGCUUAAGGAGAUACUUACUGUGGUUCCUGUAGUAUGCAAAUCAUGGAAGAGAGCUGUGACGGGGCCUUAUUGUUGGCAAGACAUCGAUAUUGAGGAAUGGAGCCGGCAUUGCAGGCCUGAAAACAUUGAUCGGAUGCUUAGAUUGCUUGUAACAUGGAGCUGUGGUUCACUGCGCAGACUCAGUGUCUCCGGCAUCUCUAAUGAUCCAAGCUUUGCUUUUGUUGCGAACCAUGCUAAAUACUUGCAAACACUCAGUCUGCAAAGAAGUGAAAUAAGCGACUCAAUCGUUGAACAAGUUGCUGCAAAGCUAUCAGCUGUGACUUUUUUGGAUUUGAGCUAUUGCUCAAAAAUAGGAGCCCACGCACUGGAAGCAGUUGGGAAGCACUGCAAAUUUCUGACUAGCUUGCGUCGAAUAAUGCACCCACUUGAGGUGAUUGACAAAGGAUCCCAAGAUGAUGAAGCUCUUGCUAUUGCUUCUACGAUGCCCAAACUCAAGCAUCUUGAGGUUGCCUACCUGCUUGUUAGGACAGCCAGUAUGGUUGAGGUUCUCACGAAAUGCACACAGCUUGAACUCUUAGAUAUACGGGGUUGCUGGGAUGUCAAGCUUGACGAGAACUUCUUGAAGAAGUUCCCGGCAUUGAAACUUGUUGGACCCAAUGUUACAGAUUUUUAUGAUGUGAAUUACUCAGACUACUGGGAUAGUUGUUCGGAUUACUCAGAUUCGUCCGGCUACUUAGCCUGGGAUUUCGUAGCUGAUGAUAUGGACGACGACUAUGACGAACUUCCAGGUAACUUGUCAGAUGAGGAACAAAUUCAGGAUGUGGGAAUGUUAUUUUACAAUGAUGUGGAGCCAAUGGAUGCUGGAUAUGAGUGGCCCCUAGAUCCAUGAGGUUUGUCCAAUAAGUGCAAAAUCAGAUGCUCCAGAAAUGCAGAAAGCACAUCUACAUAAAAACAAGGGGCUUAUGCUUUUAUUAGACCGCUUUGGGUAAAAAAGCAUUUCUGAACUCUCCUGCAAGAUGUAAAUAUAGUUACCCUAAUGCUGUGAUGAUCUUGCAAGAAAAGCUCUUUUUCUUUCUGUAAUUGCAGCAAGUUUAUGACUUACCUUGUUUUCAUCAACUGAUUAGCAAAUG
Molecule: messenger RNA, 2620 nt
Organism: Oldenlandia corymbosa var. corymbosa
Lineage: Eukaryota; Viridiplantae; Streptophyta; Magnoliopsida; Gentianales; Rubiaceae
Source: the annotation of a GenBank genome assembly